Molecule: messenger RNA, 7500 nt
Organism: Closterium sp. Yama58-4
Lineage: Eukaryota; Viridiplantae; Streptophyta; Zygnematophyceae; Desmidiales; Closteriaceae
Source: the annotation of a GenBank genome assembly
AUGCAAGACACCGCAGCGGCCGAGGCCGCUGAAGUCGCCCCGCAGCGUUCCGCGGGAACCGCGGAGCCUCCGCAUCCGCCCCUCCGCGAUCCCGACAAGGCCAAGCACACUGGCAACCACCCACCUCCCGCGGAGCAGCGCCGCGCGCACACCCACCAGCCCGCACACUCCCCCUAUCGCGACGCCCCUCCGCCGCCAAACCCGCUGCACCGCGCGUCACAGCCGCCGUCCGCGAGCCCUCUCCGUCCGCCGCGGCCACGUCACCAUUGGCGAUCCGCGUCAGUCAGCGCGGCGGAAGAUAUUGCAGCGGCGGCGGCAGCAGCAGCCGAUCCCGACGAUCACGGCGCCAUACGCGCCGAGGAUGACGGCGAAAUUGCAGUCACGUGCUUCGGCGCGCCCGGCAGUCGCGGGCACGCGUGGCUCGGCGGAAAGGCGUCCGCCGUAAGCGGCGCCCCCGCCGCGGCGCUGGCGCCGUCCGCCUCGAAGCGAUGGCGGCGGCUCAGGGAGCAAUGGGGGCAGGCGGAGGGGCAGGGGGCGGGGGAGACUGGAGAGGGGGAGGAGGAGGAUGAGCGGUCGGGGGCGGGGAGGGAACACACCGCACCGAGCGCUGCGAGCAGCGGGGGUAGCGGGGAUGCGGGCGGGGGUGCGAGUGGCGCAGAGGCUGGUGGCGCAGACGCGGGGAAAGCAGCGCUUCCGGAGAAAAAGACAGGGCUGAGGGGCAGAGCGGGGCCGUGGGGUUUCCGCUCCUUGUCCGCCAGCGCCACUUCUACCCCGGCUUCCGAACCUGCCUCUUCCGAAGCUACUUCCGAGGCUGGGCCCGGGGCAGGGGAGAGGGGGGUGGUGAUGAACCGACGCAGUGCGGUGGUGAUGAUGAUGCGAUCUGUCUCCACCAGCCACGCACGCUCGUCGCCCUCGCCCGCUCUCCCCGACCCCCCUUCGUCCCCCUCCCCAUCCUCCUCCUCCGCCUCCUCCUUCCCCACGGUCCCCUCCUCCUCCGCGGCCUCCUCCGUGUCGCUCUCUGCCCCGCGCCUGCCUUAUCUCUUCUCACUGGUCAAGCGCCCGUCCUUCACGCGGACCACUGCAAGCCGCGCUGCUGCUGCUGCUGCCAGCAGCGACAGCAGCAGCGGGGAGAUCGGCGGCAGCAGUGGCGAUGGGGGUGGCGCUGGCGGUAAGGAGGACACCGCGAGCAGAGGAGGGGUGGGUGGGGGGGAAGGAGACCCGCCCGCACCUGACAGCUCGCAGGACGAAGCCCUCUCAGAGGCAGCAGAACGCCACAGUGCUACCACCGCCGCCGCUACCACCACCACUGCCGUUGCCGCUGCUGCUGAGCGCAGCGACAGCAGGGCAUGGAGCGGCGAGCUGCAGCGAGGUGCUGCUGGCCCUGCAGCCCUGCUGCGCAUGCCCAAGUCCCGCUCUGUCUCCGCCGCCCUGCCCUCCCGCCCUCCCCCCACGCGCCCAGCGCCACACGCAGGGAGGCCGGAAGCAGACAUACCAGGUGACCGCAGCACGAGUUCAGAAAGGGGGGAGCGUGGGCAGGGUGGUGUGCGGGGCGAGGAGUCAACAGGCGCGGGUGGCAGGCAGGUGAGAGGGCACCGCUACAGCAAGUCCCUGCAGCACGUGCCUGCACCGCUGCCCCUGUUACACGGUGGGGACGCUGGAGCGGGGGAACGCGGGGCGUCCGCCAUGAUCAGCAGCGGCGGCGGGGGUGGGGUGAAGCGUGCAGGCAGUGUGGACGGAGGGGGUGGUGGUGUGGCGGCACGGGAGGGUGCGGUGGCGGUGAGGGCGUGGGAGUGGGGUGCAACGGAGGCAGAGCGGUGGUUGGACGUGCACUCGCGCCCGCCUUCCGCUGCCAGUAGUGUCGACCACCCCCUCUCCGCCCACAUCUCCCACACGCGCACCCCCUCCCCUGCGCCCACCGCACCAGCUGCCACUCCUCCCGAGCCUGUGCAGCGAAUCAGCUCCUUGCCCGGAGCGGCUUUACGGCCAAGAUUGGCCAAGCUGCCUGGUUCGGGGUUAGGCUCGGUGGCGAGGGGAGGUGUGGCGCCGCUGGUUGGCGCAGCAAGGAUGUUCCGCAGCGCCAGUGAGGGGGGCGCGGGGCAGAGGGGGGAAGGGCGCGCGGAGGGGGCAGGGAGCGGAGCAGCAGGGGGCGCAGGGGCAGCAGUACCGCGGCUGUCACACCUGGGGUCGUUCCGGCAGGGGCUCAGAUGGGGAGGGGGCGAGGGCGGGGGGAAGGGCGCAAGGGGGGCGGAGAGAGACGUUGUGAGCAGUGCGUCGGUGGGUCGUGGGACAGGGGAAGCAGGUGAGGGCGCAGCAGGAGGAGGCAGAACGAGUGGAGGUAGUGUGCGGGUGGUUUGCCUUACAGAGGACGUGCAGUCUGCUCGCAAUCCUUCUCCCGCCGUUGCCACUGCUGUAGAUACGGCAGCGGCAACAGCAGGUGGUGCUGCUGGUGUGGAAUCAGCAGGAUCAGGCACAUGUGCAGGAGACCAAGAGGCGUUGCCUGCAGCAGCAACGGCAGCAUGGUCGGCAGGCACAGGAGGUGGUGCUGUGGCGCUGGUGGGGGGAAAGGCUAUAGUGCGAGGUUCCAUAAUCUCGCCUCUGCGCGCACAUACCACUGCCACCACUGCCGCUCCUGCCGCUGCUGGGAGUGCCAGCAGCCGCAGCAAGGGAGAGCCACAAGAGAGUGAGCCCCUGGCUUCCUCCCCUCUCCAUGCUGCGCCUGACACUCCAGACUCAAAUGCGGACAGCCCUGGUCCCGCUGCCAGCGAGCAUGGCAGCACGGCCUCUGUGCUUACCCCUCUGGCCCCCGCACAGGUGGUCUUUGUACCCCGCCUGCUGCCACCCACCACCAUGAGAACACGCGUGCUGCGCCCUGCACCUCUGGAGUCGGACCCGUGUGUGGGUGCCGUGCUCAGACGCACUGCUGCUGGCCGCUGGGGGCACGCCGCCACCAAUAGGAGUGCUGCGCCAGGCGCAGGGGGAACAGGGGCGUCGGUGGAUGGAGAUGGCGGAGCGGGCGGAAGUGAGGGGGGUAUGGCAGCGGAGGGUCCGCCCAAGGCCAUGGUUCUGGGCGGGAUUGUGAUUGAGCGGGGGGGUGGAAUGCACAGCACGACCGGCCCUGCUUCUGAGGGGGGUAGCAGUCGGGGGCGGCACCGCGUGGGCAGGGGGACCAGGGGGCUGGGUAGCGGGAGGGAUGGAGGGGGAGGGGGAAAGGGAGAGGGGCAGGUAGGGGCGGAGGGUUGGGUGGAGGGGGGUGUGGAGCUUGGGGAAGGGAGUGUGGUGGAGCGCGGGGCGUGGGGCGGCAGAGGGGCGAGGGGAGUGUAUGGGAUGGAUAAGGUGCUAGCGCAGCUGGCACGGCUGGAAGAAGACAUGGCUGCCAAGGCGACGCGCAGUGGACGGCGGGUGGGGCUGCGUGGGGCACGCACUCAUGGGCAAGUAGGGAUAGGAGAGGGAGGGGCCUUGACGGGAGCAGCAGACGGUAGAGGAGCAGCACAAGGGCGUGGGAGGCCUGCAGCAGCCAUUCCUGACUCUGCGCCAGCCCGUGCACUGUCCCCAGGGGCAGAAGGACGUGUCGGGGACGCGGGGGUGUGUCACGGUGACGAGUGGUCAGAGGCGGUAUUGGGAGAAAGAGGGCGAGGAAGAGAGGGUGGGAGGAGGGGGGAAGGCGGAGAGAGAGACUUGGAGGUUGCACGGGAUAGAGAGAUUGGCAGGUCUGGUGGCGGCAGCAAGGGAGGGGAGCAGCGGGCGGCGGAAGGGGUAGUGGAGGAGGAUGAUGGGGAGGACAGCGAGGCAUGGGUGCAGGAGGUGCUGCGGCGCAACAAGGCACGCAUGCGCAUGGCGGAAAAAAGGGCGAUGAAGGGGCACGGUGGAGGGCACGGGGAGGACGCAGAGGAAGGGGUAGACGGAGAGCAUGAGGAGAGUGUGAGCUACAGCGAGGAGGAGGAGGCGCAGCACCGCGCAGCAGAGUGGCUGCGGCAGCAGGGCGCGCCUGAGCCGUGGGCGCACGCCCUGAGCCUGCGCCUGCACCGCCUGGGCGGCAGCUGGGAGAGCGAAGAUGUGGUGGUGGUCGACCACCGCGGCCGCCCCGUUGCUAGAGGGACCACCGGUGGCCACCGGGGCCACCGGGAGAGAGAGGGGGAGAUUGCCGGGGGAGGGUCACGAGGGGUGGGGGGUGUGGGAGGGAUGGGCAAUGGGGAGAGCAGCGGCGGGGAAGGGAGUGGGGGGGAGCGUGUGGGGGAGGGGGAGGGGCGUGGGAGGAGGUGGAGGGUGGAGUAUGAGUACGCGCCGCAGUACGAGCUGCUGCGCAUCCUGAGCGGCGGGUUUGCUGUGAGCGAUGAUGAUGCUGCGUCUGUGGCGUCAGGUGCUGUGGAUAUGAUGGUGGUGGACAUGGGGGGAGGAGCAGGCAUGGGGGAGGGCAUGGGUGCGGGUGUGGGGAUGGGUUGUGGGGUGGGAGUGGCUACGCCUAAGGGAGUGGGCCUGCUGCGCACUACGAGUGGGCGGUGGGGCAGUGGCGCGCUAGCGGGGAGACUUGGGAGUGGCAUCUGGGGGAGUGGGCGCCUUGGGAGUGGGCAGAGGACACCUCCCCCCACUUCCACCUUCCUCGCUUUGCCAAACACCACUUGCAAUUCUGAAUUUCCGCUCUUCCUACACAUCUCUGCCUGUUCCCCGUCUCACCUCUGCCCUCACCGCUCGCGUGCUCUUCCUGCUUUCUCCGCGCUUCGCGAACUCUUCCCCUCUCCCCGCAUCGCGCGCAUCCGGCGCCGUGGUUGCGCCAUGCUGGACGAUGACGUGUUCGACGACGUGGAUGGAGGCGGCGCGGACUUCAGGGAGUGGGACAGGGAGGCGCAGGUUCGCCGCGACAACUUCGUUAAGCUGGGGUACCGCGACGGCAUAACGGCGGGCAAGGAGGCGGCGGCGCAGGAGGGGUUCAACGCGGGGUUCCGCGAGAGCUGCGCGCACGGCUUCCGCUGGGGGCACGCCAGGGGACUCGCCAGUGUGCUCUCCUCGCUCCCUCCAGACGUGGCAUCCCAUGUGCGCCUCCCCUCCGCGCCCCGCCACUGCAUGGCGCAGCUUGCCCGCGCCAUGGCGCUGCAGGGGGGGGACUUGGCGGGGCCAGAGGGGCAGAGGGCGGAGCGGGGUGGGGAAGCGGGAGGAGGAGGGGGGGGCAGUGAGGGCGGCGUGGGCAGUGCAGAGGCGGGGGCGCGAGCAGAGGAAGAAAGCGCUCGUGUGGUUACAGCUGCCCUGGCUGCUGUUACUGUGGGGACUGAGGAAGAGGAAGGAGAGGGGCGCGGGCCAAGUGGAGGAGAGGGUGGCAGCACGGAGCAAGGGGGUGGUGCAAGUGGGCCCUCAGGCGCACCAGGUGCAGCACAGGGCGGGGCCUGUGUUGGGUCCAGUGGCACUGCUGCUGUGAAUUGCUGCGGUGGCGGUGUGUGUGGCAGUGGUACUGGCAGUGGCGGUGGUAAUGGCAGUAGUAAUGACAAUGGCAGUGGGUGUGGGUGCGGCAAUGGGCCAUGUGAAGCAGGGGCGCAUGCCUCGUGUGCCUGCCAGCGCGCGUCUGGAGGCGACUGUGGUGGAACCGCUGUUGCUGACAGUGCAGCAGACGGUGCUGCAUCGGUUGAGCAUUUCUCACAUGGGCUCGUGGCGGAUGGGGCAGAAAGGACGAGCGUGGCAGGGGAGGAAGACGAGAGUGUGUUGCAUGGCGACAGUCUGGAUGCUUUAAGUGCAGGAGGUCAGGGUGGAGAAAGACGGAUAAUGGAUGGAGAAGCGGGGGACAGGGUUGAUGCAGUCGCGUCUGAUUCAGUCUCAAGCGAUGCAGCCACUCCUGGUCGGACCAUGCAAGGGGAGUGCCACCUUGCAACAGCAAUGCAGCUGGUGAGCAGCCUGCAUGCAUCCAUGCAUGCACCCGCACACCCCGUUGCUGCUGCCGCAGGUGAUGUGGGGAAUGCUGCUGCAGCUGUGAGUGGUGACGCAUCUGUGCCAGCUGGCAGCAUGGCACAGGCUGGCAGGGAGAGCGGAGCAGCUGAACAGGCGGAGCGAAUAACUCUGUGGAGGAUGGUGGGGGAAGGGGUUGUUGUGGUGGAAGGGGUCAAGGUGGGUGGGGAUGUGGCGGAGGGUGGAUUGGCGGGGGCGACGGCAGCGUCAGUGGUGCAAGGUGUGCACGCCUCUGUGGUGGCAGGAGUGGCAGCACUGCUGGGGGAUGAUGAAGGGAGAGUGCCGGAAGGUCCGUAUCCUAGACUCGCCAAGCCUCCAGGCUUCAACUUAUCCGCUUCCAUUCACUCAUUCGCCGCUAUGGAGCUCGCUGCCGUCGCCUCCGCGUGCGUCCCGUGCCCCAAGCUCGCCGCGCCCACCCAUGCGGCUGCUGCUGCCGGUCACAGAUGCCACCCACCUAUCAGCUCCUCGUCGAUCACAGCCGUCGGCGUUGCGGCUAUCCGCGGCAAGAGCACAAGCAGAAGCAGAUCCGCGACGCAACGGAACGCCGGUGCAGCGCGAGCCGCCAUGGCGCCGACGGAGUACGCGGAGGGAGAGCGAGACACGCCGGAGUGGACGGGCGAGACGACGUUUUCGAGGAUGGUGAACGCGGUGAUCGGGAUCAAGCCGCUGUACGACCUCAUGAAGAUCGGCGCGCGCCAGGUGCUCAUAAGCACGGCGGAGAAGAGCGGCGUGCCGUGGCGCAAGAUAGCGGAGGAGCUGCAGCAGUCGCCGGAGCUGGUGGCGGAGAAGGAGGCGCUGGAGAAUAAGGACAUCGUCUACCCUGAAUAUUACGUGCAGCCCUUCCACGCGUACGAUCAAGGCAAUCUCUGCUGGGAGGCGGCGUACGAGGUGGAGGCGGCGACGCUGUCCAUGUGCCGGCGCGCCAUCCCGUGGGCGGACUCCGCGGAGGAGGCAGCGCGCAUCCUGCGCCUGGGGUGGCUGGACGCCAUUCAGGCGCACCACGCGGCGCACGCGGGGGGCGCGCCCGUGCAGGCGGUGCUGGACGUGGGGUGCAGCGUGGGCGUCAGCACGCGCUGGCUCGCCUCCUACUACCCCGAGGCUGACGUCACCGGUCUGGACGCAUCUGCAUACUUCCUCGCAGUGGCGUCGCUGCGUGCGAAGCAGCAGCAGCAGGACGCGGCAGUGCAGCUGCAGGGGGGCAACCCCGCCAAGCCCAUCCGCUGGGUGCACGCCCUCGGAGAGGACACUGACAUGCCCUCCAACUCCUUCGACCUCAUCUCCUUCGCCUUCGUUUUCCACGAGUGUCCACCGGAUGCCAUCAGGGGUCUGCUGGCAGAGUCCAAGAGGCUGCUCAAACCGGGUGGCACCGUCUCCUUCACUGACAACUCGCCAAAGUCAAAAAUCAUUCAGAACCUGCCAGCACCAGUGGCAGCGCUGAUGAAGUCAACAGAGCCGCAUUCAGACAGCUAUUACCUGUGCAAUCUGGAGGGCAUGAUGAAGGACCUGGGCUUCACCCACGUCACCACUGUGCUCUCUGACCCGCGCCACCGCACCGUCACUGCCACUGCUUGA